This is a messenger RNA of Ectocarpus sp. CCAP 1310/34, 953 nucleotides long. The record is from the annotation of a GenBank genome assembly. Lineage: Eukaryota; Phaeophyceae; Ectocarpales; Ectocarpaceae.
CCACAACACAAGCGGGCAAGGACACAAGAGAGAGGGCAUACCAGAGGCCCAGCUCACACGCCAGGCGCCAGGAUGCCUAUCAGAUCAUGGUUCCCGAACAUGGUGAUGGCCAUGAUUUCCGGGCCGAGUAGAUCAAGACCGGCUCAGGCAUCGUUCAAGAUUCAGCCCAGGAUGACCAAGUGGGAGGUGAAGGAAUACCUCACCAAGAUCUACAACGUCCCAGUCAAGAAGGUGAUGACUCAGAACUUCGAGGGAAAGCGCAAGCGAAUAAUGGGGAAGCGGUCGAUCGUGCCGUACAAACGACCAAACUUCAAGAAGGCGAUAGUCACGUUCGCAAGUCCGCAGUGGACGCCGAACAAGGGGCCGCGGUCGCUGCCUAGCUAACUCGCCUACCGAUCGUAGCCCACUCGUAGCAAGAUUGUGAGGCAGGUGCUUGGGUGUGUACACUUGAGGGUUACCAACCGGAACAGCAGUGGCGUCCUGCAGACCGCCCAGUUUUAUGAGAUGAUAUACGAAACGCGCCUCCAUAAGUAUCAACGAGUGCUGACGGGGUGUAGUGCCGUGUCACCAUGUUUGGCGCUGUUUGUAAACGAAGGCAUGGCUUGUUUUUGGUCGUUGCCAGCUGGGGUCCGGCCCUGCUAACCUAGUGGGGGGAGCCGCCUUCGCUACAUGCCCGAUGUUGGGAUCCAGACCACGUUGUGCAUGAAGGCAUUGAACACGUGUUGCAGAUUUACUGAAGGAAGUUCCAACACAUGGGAUAGUGCUGUAGCCUGUUAGUUUUUUAAUAUGUCGUUGUAUGCCUCCUGCGUGUUGCAAGCACCCCGGCUGCGCUACUUGUACAGCAGCACUGGUCCGCCAUUCCAGGCUCAUUCUGCCAAGCAUAUCAACCGCAACAAUCCCCGACCAAGUAGACAUCAGGGUUGAGACAUGACUCAGCGGUGGGUCCUACCCUA